This is a messenger RNA of Calidris pugnax (ruff), 2657 nucleotides long. RefSeq names its product coiled-coil-helix-coiled-coil-helix domain containing 5 (gene CHCHD5). The coding region runs from base 74 to 367 and encodes 97 amino acids. The transcript has 4 exons. NCBI's taxonomy places the organism in Eukaryota, Metazoa, Chordata, Aves, Charadriiformes, Scolopacidae. The record is from RefSeq and is a predicted model, not a curated record.
GCGGCCCCCCUCCCUACUGCGCACGCGCGUUUCCCGCCUUUUCGGGCACUUCCGGGACUGGAGCGGCGGCGGGAUGCAGGCGGCCCUGGAGAUCACGGCCCGUUAUUGCCGUAACGAGAUGGAGGAGUACGGCCGCUGCGUGGCCGCCAGCCCGGCCUCCUGGCAGCGCGACUGUCACCGGCUCCGCCUCAGCAUGUCCCGCUGCGCCGCCGCACACCCCAUCGUGCAGCAGAUCCGGCAGGACUGCGCCGAGCCCUUCACCGCCUUUGAGCAGUGCCUGAAGGAGAACCAAGCCUCCGUCAUGAACUGCAGCGACCAAGUCAAUGCCUUCCUGCUCUGCGCCGACCAGGUGAAGCUCUCCACGUGAGGGGAGCCUUGGAAUUCAAAUUCAUCCUCAGGAACGAAUGAAAAGGUCUUUCUCUACUCUGGAAUGUCGUUCUGGUGCUUGGUUGGGUUGGUUUUUCCCCUCUGGAGAAGGAAGUUGAGCCCUGCAAUGUGAUUUUUCUUGGUUCUGGCUCCUGCUACGUUUGUCUUCAGCAGAUGACAGGACUCUGACCGGGCUGUCAGAGCGUUCUUCAUCCGUCAGCACCUCCUGAGGUGCCUCUAAAAACUUCAAAAAAAGCAAAUAAAACACAGAACUGGGGUGAAGUGACACCAAAGGAUCACCAGCAACCUCUCGAAUAAGAACUGAAAGCUAAACCCUCGCUUCUUUUUCUGCGCUUUGAUAAUUAAGCACCAUAUUUUCCUUCGGCCCAAUAAAAAAAAACAACCAAAAACCACAAAACAACCCACUUUUCAAGAUCCAAAGCCAAUUCUGGCUUUUCCCACUGAUGAUGGAAGCUGCUGGACUGACUCCAGGGACAUUUCUUUGACUGUAAAUGUCCCAGCUUGACCCAUUUGAAACCAUCCGGUUUUGGGGGUGCCGGGAGGGGUUGUAGCCCUGGGCCUUCUGCUGGUUUAGAACAGCAGAGGGAGUCUUCCCACCAGCAGAAAUGGGAGAAAAACUGCAGAUUUCAGAGCCCUGACUGCUCCAUCGACAGCACAGCUGAGAUUUUUUUCAUGCAGGGGCACGGGGGCCACCUCCAAUGUUCCUACACGGGGCAAUAACAACCCCAGCUCUCAGGAGAGGUUGUUUCUGGGCUGUAACUAGUGGGGAAAAAAUUAAAACACUAUGAAAAACAGUAGAUGGUGUAACGAGGAGUGGGAUUAAGAUUUGGGGCUCAUGAGAUCUGGGAGCCCUUGCGUGGAGGGAGAGGUUUGGGGUGUUGGGAUCCAGGUCUGCCCCAGUGUUUCGCGUCGGGGAAUCACUGGUUAAUGCACUGGCUCUUGGGUGGGAGCAAGAAUCUCUCCCAGCAGAGGUUUAAACCUCAGAAAGUCCUUUUUGGGGUGCUCGAGGCCAGGUUUGAGGAUGGAGAAAGGGGCUUUUUAGGACCUAAAUGUGGAAAUGGAACUUCAGAGGAGCUGUUGGUCUUCCAGAAGAGUUACAGGGAACCAUAAAGCAAAAGUUUUCCAGAAGAGUUACGGGGAACUAUAAACCAGGAUUUUCCAGAAGAGUUACAGGGAACCAUAAACCAGGAUUUGCCACAAGUGUGCAAGGAGCAGAUCACACUUAGAACCUCGUGUGCACAGCACCAGCAGAGCUUCUCUGACAGCACCACGUGGGUUUACUGUGUUUGUGAGGGUUUUUUUUAUACCUCUCAGAGAUAUGGAACUGGGAAACCGGGUUUUGAGCUGAUUCCUAGGGGUUCCCACCCCCUUCCUGGGACACAUUAAUCCUUCCCCACCUUUCAGCCAGGCCUAAGUCCAAGCUUUCACCGUUGAGCCCGUGGUGGUUGGCAAAUGUCUCUUUGCAUUUGCCAGUUGGGCAGAGUUUUAACUCCUUUGGGGAGAAGGACAGCAGGUUUGGGUCGUUGUGUUCCAGCUUUUCGCAAAGCCGUUGCCGUUGGCUGUGGCUCAGGGGGGUGGCUGCAUUUCAGCAGGGAUGGGACCAUCAGAAGAUGCUGAAAUCGUGUCUAAAAACAUCUAAACAAGCUGGCAGAAAACUCUUUAUUUCCUUUUAUCACGUUUGGAAUGGAAAGGCAGAAGAGUUGGGAGGAAAAGGCGAUGGUGGCUUGGCUUCCAAAUGAAUGCAGAGAGGGGGCGAGCGCUACCAGAAAAGGAGGAGAAAUCUAUUUUUAGUGAGUCUUUGGAGUUUUAUUUAUCCCAGGCAGCACCCCAUUAGGCAGAAAUGUCUGUGGUGUGAAUAGCUUUAUUAAAGGAUGCCGGUAGACAGGAGCGAAGGUGCUUUACAUGUUGUUGACAUUGUAUUGAAAUGUCAGGCUGUCAGCAGAAAAGCCAUUUUUCAUUAUGUUUAAGGUGCACUGGGCCCCCUCUUAAGCCCAGUUAUGCCUCCUCCUCCUCCUCCUCCUCAGGAGCCUGAGCCACUCUAUUAUUACUCGCUCAAACACAUUAACUACUGAGCUGCCGGGCACUUGCUGUUGUCACCGUGGAGCCAAACCCUCCCAGGGCUCAAUUAACUUGUAGUAAUUAGAGAGGGAGAAGAGGAAGAUGCUGCUCCAUCCUGUUUCCAUGUUUAAUCGAGGGGAAAACCACUUUUUUGAGACAAUAUUAGUGAGGCAGCUGCGAGUUUUAUUCGGAAUAAAGAAUGUCCUCGUGCA